AUGAGAGAUAAGCAGCUAUUGUUUCGCUACCACGCUGCAUCAAAGACCCUAGGAUAUCGGGAGUACCAGAUCAUUAAUGCCACUUAUCUCGGAGAAGGAAGCACGCCAAUUCAGCCAAGAUUGCCACAAGCAACCAUCAUGAUGGCGAAACAAAUCAAGGGGCACGGUUACGAAUUCGGGAAAAAUUUGCAAGGAAUCGUCGCGCCAAUCGAAGCCCAGGAUAACCAAGGCACAUUUGGCCUAGGCCACCUGCUUCGUACGAAGCGGCGAUUAGCUUUGUCGAUUAACUCCACCUUUAGGAAUAAUAGUAGUUUGCAUAGCAUAAAAAGGAAUAGCGGAGGUAACCGAUUGGACUCAAUUACAUCGACCCUUGCAGCUUUUGAUAAUGUUUUCCCCUUCCAACCGGAUAGUCUUCUGGUAACUUUUGACACGAGGAAGGGCCUUUUGCGCGAAACGGAUCGCAAAUUGAGCCGGAUCAAUGAAGAAGUAAAAAGCCUCUCUUCUCGAGCUGUGGAAAAGGCCACCUUAUUCAAAAUGGGAUUACCAGGAUCCGCGGAGGAGCAAAAGAAAGAUAUUGCUCUAAUCCUGGAUAACGUCCUUGAUGAAUUGGACCUAUCCCAGCGCUUACGAAGAAUUCAACACUGGAAAAAGAAAGAGAUUAAUAAUACUAACAGUCUAUUUUUGGUGACGGCCUGUCCCCAACCUGCGCCUUCCUUCUUCGAACCUUUUGGUAUGUAUUGCCCCCUAACUAUAGAUCAGAUCCACCAGACGGAGAAACUUCAAUUCCGCACUGCUGCUGAGUCGUCGGACUUAUCCACCAAGGGAUUCGUGGAAUUUCUGUGGAUUGCGUUGGGGGAAAUCUACCAAAGCUAG
Messenger RNA from Striga asiatica, 873 nucleotides. NCBI's taxonomy places the organism in Eukaryota, Viridiplantae, Streptophyta, Magnoliopsida, Lamiales, Orobanchaceae. The record is from the annotation of a GenBank genome assembly.